Messenger RNA from Odocoileus virginianus texanus, 2873 nucleotides. RefSeq names its product trophoblast glycoprotein like (gene TPBGL). The record is from RefSeq and is a predicted model, not a curated record. Gene Ontology annotation, biological process: negative regulation of canonical Wnt signaling pathway. Gene Ontology annotation, molecular function: protein binding. Gene Ontology annotation, cellular component: plasma membrane. NCBI's taxonomy places the organism in Eukaryota, Metazoa, Chordata, Mammalia, Artiodactyla, Cervidae.
CUCUAGAGCCAGCGGACCGAAGGACCACGACCGCCGGGCGCUCCGAGUCAAGGACUUGCCCCACCCGCCCCCCUCCCCGCCCCCAAGGCGCUCCGAACUCACUGGUGAGCGCCGCGACCCGGGCGCUGGAUGUGGGGGCAGCUGCGAUGGCCCCGCGCGCGGGACAGCCGGAGCACAGGGGCCCGCUGCUGCCGGGGCUGCUGCUCGUGGCGGCGGCGCUGAGCCGACCCGCCGCGCCCUGUCCCUUCCAGUGCUACUGCUUCGGCGGCCCCAAGCUGAUGUUGCGCUGCGCGUCCGGCGCCGAGCUCCGGCAGCCGCCGCGGGACGUGCCGCCCGACGCGCGCAACCUCACCAUCGUGGGCGCCAACCUGACGGUGCUGCGCGCGGCCGCCUUCGCCGGCGGGGACGCGGACGGGGAGGAGGCAGCGGAGGGCGGCGUGCGCCUUCCGCACCUGACCGCGCUGCGCCUCACGCACAACAACAUCGAGGUGGUGGAGGACGGCGCCUUCGACGGGCUACCCAGCCUCACAGCGCUCGACCUGAGCCACAACCCGCUGCGCACCCUUGGCGGCGGCGCCUUCCGCGGGCUGCCCGCGCUGCGCUCGCUGCAGCUCAACCACGCGCUGGCGCGGGGCGGCCCCGCACUGCUGGCCGCGCUGGACGCCGCGCUCGCUCCGCUCGACGAGCUGCGCCUCCUGGGCCUGGCGGGCAACGCACUUAGCCGCCUGCCUCCCGCCGCUCUGCGCCGGCCGCGCCUGGAGCAGCUGGAUGUGCACCUCAACGCGCUGGCCGGCCUGGACCCCGACGAGCUGAGGGUGCUCGAACGCGAUGGCGGCCUCCCCGCGCCGCGCUUGCUGCUCGCCGACAACCCCCUGCGCUGCGGCUGCGCCGCACGCCCCCUGCUGGCCUGGCUGCGCAACGCCACGGAGCGCGUACCCGACGCGCGGCGCCUGCGCUGCGCCGCCCCGCGGGCGCUGCAUAAUCUGCCUUUCCUGGACUUGGACGAGGCGCGGCUGCGCUGCGCCGACGGCGAUGCCGACGGUCGCGGGGAUGAAGUGGAACUCGCCGGCCCCGAGCUGGAAGCUUCCUACGUCUUCUUCGGGUUGGUUCUGGCGCUCAUCGGCCUCAUCUUCCUUAUGGUGCUCUACCUAAACCGCCGCGGCAUCCAGCGCUGGAUGCGCAACUUGCGUGAGGCGUGCCGGGACCAGAUGGAGGGCUACCACUACCGCUACGAGCAGGACGCCGACCCGCGCCGCGCGCCCGCCCCGGCAGCCCCCGCCGGCUCUCGCGCCACUUCCCCGGGCUCAGGCCUCUGAGCUUCGCCUGUUCUGACUUGGGGACUGCCCCAGCCAGCUGAUGACCUUACUGAGGCCACCUCGCCCGAGACCGUGGGUAUGGGACACCCGCGAGCUUGAGGCUUUGAGACCUGCCCCUGCCCUGAGACCUUUGGAUUGUGGCAUCUCCCCUAUCCAGGGGCCUGGAGCUGUACCCCUUCUCCCCAGCUUCUGAGAGCUGUCACCAUCGAAGACCCAGAGACACCCUCUUCUGAUUCCAGAACGCCCCAUUCACUCAUCCCAGGCUCUGACAGCCCUCCUGAACCACCCGAAGCCCCUUCCCCCUUUCAGGACUCACUCGGAGACCCUGUCCUUCUAUCCCAAGGCCCUGAGACUGCUUCCACCACCCUGUGCUUUGAACCCAGACCUCUCAGCAGGAAACAUCCCCCUAAACUGCACUCCAGCUUGAAGCCCGCAGCUCCCUUCUAGGGCUCAGGGGCCCUCACAUCCCAUUCUAGUCUCAGAGCACCCCCUUCAGAAGGUUUUUGUAGACUUUGAGCCUUUUUUCUCUUAUACCAGCUCAUCCUGCAUACAGACCUCCAUCUGGGGGCUGUGAGGGCUGGGCACCCUCCCCCAAUCUGAGGAUGUAUUUCAUACCACCCACCACCCCAGCUCUAGCUCAAGCCCCUCCUUGGCCCAGGCUUAGCACUCAGCUCCUAACUCUCCCAUCACAGGGACAGGGACACCCCAGUUAAACCCUUAGUGUGGAGCCGAUCGUCAGCAUUUCCCACUUUGGGCUCUCAUACCCCAGUACUCAGUCCUUGUGCCCAAUCUGAGACUCUCAGCUCUUCGCCCCGAUCUGAGUUUCAUACCUCUACCCAAGUUUUGGGCUCUCAGUUCUCUCUACACCCAUUGCUUGCACUCAGUACCCACAUCUGCCACUCACUGGGUCAGGUCCAGUGAGGACUCCAUCCCUGGAAGAUGCCCACCCACCUCCCCUUUCCUCUUAGGAUGAGCUCUCUAGCCCUGCAGAACAGGCAUGUGCCAAGCACUGCCCCCCGCCCCCAACCAUGCUAGCAGAUCCUCAUGAGAGAUCCUGGAGGAGAGAGUCCUGGCGGUGCAAAGUAGAUGGGCUGACCUUAGAAGCAGGGUCAGCUGACCUUUGUGCCACAGAGAGGGGUGGAGGAGGAGGCUCUGAAGGGCUGGGAGCUGUUGGCCACAUCCUCUUUCCCACCCAUGUGAGUCUUCUCCCCUGAGGUUUCCUUGCUGCCACCUUGCCAUCCUUGCCCACCCCCUGCCCCAUAUGACUUCUGGAAGAGGAAGGGGGCCUCUCCUCCUGUCUCAGGCACAAGCCCUCCUGUCCAGGGUCAGAGCCUCAGCGCCUUGCCUUCUGCAUGAUCCCAAAGCACAAUUGGCGAGUGGGAGGGGGCUACCUCUCCCUGACUCCCACCCCUAGGUCAAGCAGAAUGGCUGGCCUGUGCUGCCUCUGCACAGGAAGUCACCCUUCUCCAACAUAUUGGCUUGAGGCUCCCCCCGCCCUCGCCCCCGGAAAUCUGGAUCUCCUUUGGGCAGUUUUCUAUAAAGUCUGCAAUAGUCUCA